Molecule: messenger RNA, 660 nt
Organism: Saccharomyces eubayanus
Lineage: Eukaryota; Fungi; Ascomycota; Saccharomycetes; Saccharomycetales; Saccharomycetaceae
Gene: MRP8
Product: Mrp8p
Exons: 1
Coding region: 1-660 (219 amino acids)
Source: RefSeq, a predicted model, not a curated record
AUGGCGAACGAAAUUGAAUUACUGCAGAAACAAAUCAGCGAAUUGCAAGACUUGGUCAAGAAGCAAAGUUUGAUCAUCUCGAAGACCGGGGAACGUGUUCUCGAGUUGCAAGUGGCCAAACAAAAGCAUGAUGUGACCGAUUUCGACUCGAAAUACUCCAAAUCCGUCUCAAAGAAGUCAGGGUCCGCCACUCAGUUUGACUCGACCGAUUUUGCCACAAACGAGGAUCUGGUGGAAUUGGUCAAGGAACUACAAGGUGAGCUGAAUUUCAUCGAGGAAAGGUCUAUCAGAAGACUCGUCAACUCCUUGAAAAAAGAGGACGACGAUGUUAUAGCGGCAUUGCCAAACGCCGACGGUGACAUUCCUGACGUUUCAAACGGAGUGUUCCCUAAGACGUUGAAAGAAUUCGAAAAUAUUUCAGAUUCUAUGUUGAUCAGACUGGCUAAAUUCUACGAAAGACUGCCACCAACCAUAAAGGAGCAGGAAGAUUUCGAAAAUUUUUUGGAAGGAAAAGUCGAGGCUUUCCAUAUCAAUGAGACCACCGACGAAGAGCUUUCAAAGGAACUGGAGAAGUUUUCCAAGGUCGAACUGGACGACGCAUUCAAUGACGUUGCCCGUUAUUUAGGUCUCUCUUUAAGAAGAGGGACAGACAUAUGGUGA